AUGUGGAUGAGUGUGGAGCAAUUUCGGGCGUGUGCGACGGCGGCGACUGCACCAACACCGCGGGCAGCUACGUCUGCACCUGCCCACGAGGCUUCAUGACCAGCCCUGAUGGCUCACGUUGCAUUGACCAGCGCAUCGGGACGUGCUUCUCGGCGCUGAUCGGGGGACGCUGUGCUGGGGACCUCCCUGGCCAGUACACCAAGAUGCAGUGCUGCUGUGACUCUGGGCGCUGCUGGGCCAUUGGCCAGACCCCUGAGAUGUGUCCUGUCCGUGGCUCAGAUGAGUACCGCAGGCUCUGCAUCGAAGGACUCCCAGUCAUGCCAGGCUUCCCUGGGAACUUUCCAGGAAUCCCUGGAUUUGGGCCCAAUGGUGUUGGGCCAGGACUCAACGGGCCUGGAGGCAUCGGCCCAAAUGGGGCAAACGGACAAGGAGGGAUCCCAGGCCUGCCUGGAAUGGGCCCAGGAAGUUCAAGCAUUGGAACUGCCACCUUGAACCAGACCAUUGACAUCUGCAAGCACUUCACCAACCUGUGCCUCAACGGUCGCUGCAUCCCCACCCCGUCCAGCUACCGCUGCGAGUGCAACAUGGGCUACAAGCAGGACGUGCGUGGGGAGUGCAUUGACGUGGAUGAGUGCUCCAGCAGCCCCUGCGUGCACGGAGACUGCGUGAACACACCUGGCUCCUACCACUGCAAGUGCCACGAGGGCUUCCAGAGCACCCCCACCAAGCAGGCAUGCAUUGACAUUGAUGAGUGCAUCAUGAACGGGGUGAUGUGCAGGAACGGGCGCUGCGUCAACACCGACGGCAGCUUCCAGUGCAUCUGCAAUGCUGGCUUUGAAAUCACUCCUGAUGGCAAGAACUGUGUUGAUCAUGAUGAGUGUGCCACAACCAACAUGUGCCUCAAUGGGAUGUGCAUCAACGAGGAUGGAAGCUUCAAAUGCAUCUGCAAGCCUGGAUUUGUGCUGGCACCCAAUGGGCGCUACUGUGUCGACAUAGACGAGUGUGAGACCCCUGGGAUCUGCAUGAAUGGCUGGUGCAUCAACACGGAGGGCUCGUUCCGCUGCGAGUGCCUGGGGGGCCUGGCGAUCGGCGUGGACGGACGCGUCUGCGUCGACACUCACAUGCGCAGCACCUGCUACGGGGCCAUCAAGAAAGGCUCCUGUGCUCGUCCCUUCCCUGGAGCAGUCACCAAGUCAGAGUGCUGCUGUGCCAACCCAGACCAUGGCUUUGGAGAGCCCUGCCAACCCUGCCCAGCUAAAAAUUCCGCUGAAUUCCAGGCUCUCUGCAGCAGUGGCAUUGGAAUAACAGCUGAUGGCAGAGACAUCAAUGAGUGUGCCCUGAACCCAGACAUCUGCCCCAAUGGCAUGUGUGAGAACCUGCGUGGGAGCUAUCGCUGCAUCUGCAACUUGGGCUACGAGUCUGAUCCCACGGGCAAGAACUGUGUGGAUGUGGAUGAGUGCACUGUCAAUCGGCUGCUGUGUGACACCGGCCUGUGCCGCAACACCCCUGGCAGCUACACCUGCACCUGCCCCAAGGGCUUUGUCUUCAGGACUGAGACAGACACCUGUGAAGACAUCAACGAGUGCACCUCCAACCCCUGUGUGAACGGUGUCUGCAGGAACAACGCUGGUUCCUUCGCUUGCGAGUGCUCCCCGGGCAGCAAACUGGACCCCAGUGGCACCAUCUGUGUGGACAGCAUGAAAGGAACCUGCUGGCUGAACAUCCAGGAUGGACGUUGUGAGGUGAACAUCAACGGGGCCACGCUGAAAUCUGAGUGCUGUGCCACCCUGGGAGCAGCCUGGGGCAGCCCCUGCGAGCGCUGCGAGAUCGACACUGCCUGUCCCCGGGGAUAUGCCAGGAUGAAGGGAGUCACCUGUGAAGAUGUGAAUGAGUGUGAGGUGUUCCCUGGGGUCUGCCCCAACGGGCGCUGUGUGAACUCAGCUGGCUCCUUCCGCUGCGAGUGUCCGGAGGGACUGACCCUGGAUGGCACUGCCAGGACAUGUGUGGAUGUGCGUGUGGAGCAGUGCUACAUGAAAUGGGAUGAAGAUGAGUGCACAGAACCUCUGCCUGGCAAGUACAGGAUCGACAUGUGCUGCUGCUCCGUGGGCUCAGCUUGGGGCAUUGACUGUGAGGAGUGUCCCAAGGUUGGCUCCAGUGAGUACAAGGCCAUCUGCCCCAGGGGACCAGGCUUUGCCAACCGUGGAGAUGUGCUCUCAGGGAGACCCUUCUACAAAGAUGUGAAUGAAUGUAAGGUCUUCUCUGGCCUGUGCACUCAUGGGACCUGUCGAAACACCAUCGGCAGCUUCAGGUGUAUCUGUGGCAAUGGUUUUGCCUUGGAUGCCGAGGAGAGGAACUGCACAGACAUCGACGAGUGUCGCAUCUCCCCAGACCUGUGUGGCCAUGGCACCUGUGUCAACACCCCAGGGAGCUUUGAGUGUGAGUGCUUCGAGGGCUACGAGAGUGGCUUCAUGAUGAUGAAGAACUGCAUGGAUAUCAACGAGUGUGAGCGAGACCCGUUGCUGUGCCGAGGUGGAAUCUGCAUGAACACUGAUGGCAGCUUUGAAUGCAUCUGCCCCCCUGGCCAUGAGUUGACUUCUGAAGGCAACACCUGCAUAGAUAUCAACGAGUGCUCCCUCAGUGACAACCUGUGCCGCAAUGGUCGCUGCGUCAACGUCAUCGGCACCUACCAGUGCUCAUGUGACUCAGGGUUCCAGGCCACGCUGGACAGGCAGGGCUGUGUUGACAUCGAUGAGUGCACCAUAACCAACGGGGGCUGUGACACCCAUUGCUCCAACUCGGAGGGCAGCUAUGAGUGCAGCUGCAGUGAAGGUUAUGCCUUGAUGCCAGACAAGAGAUCCUGUGCAGAUAUUGAUGAAUGUGAGGACAACCCAGACAUCUGUGAUGGUGGGCAGUGCACCAACAUCCCCGGGGAGUAUCGCUGCCUCUGCUUCGAUGGCUUCAUGGCAUCCCUGGACAUGAAGACCUGUAUUGAUGUGAAUGAAUGUGAUCUCAACCCCAACAUCUGCCUCCACGGCGAGUGUGAGAACACCAAGGGCUCCUUCAUCUGCCACUGCCAGCUGGGCUACUUUGUUAAGAAGGGAACCACAGGCUGCACAGACAUCGAUGAGUGUGAGAUUGGGGCCCACAACUGUGACAUGCACGCGUCCUGCAUCAACGUCCCCGGCAGCUUCAAGUGCAAGUGCCGCACGGGCUGGCUCGGAGAUGGGCUGAAGUGCAACGACCUGGAUGAAUGUGCAACUGAAGAGCAUAAGUGCAACCUGAAUGCCAACUGUGUCAACACUCCUGGCUCCUACCGCUGUGCCUGCCGAGAGGGCUUCAACGGCGAUGGCUUCUCCUGCUCAGAUGUGGAUGAGUGUGCAGACAACGUGAACCUGUGUGAGAAUGGGCAGUGCCUCAACGCCCCCGGCGGGUAUCGCUGCGAGUGUGAGAUGGGCUUCAACCCCACAGAGGACAGCAAGGCCUGCCAGGACAUUGAUGAAUGCACCUUCCAGAACAUCUGUGUCUUUGGGACCUGCCAGAACCUUCCUGGGAUGUUCCGUUGUGCCUGUGACGAUGGUUAUGAGCUGGACAGGAGUGGAGGCAACUGCACAGACAUCAAUGAGUGUGCAGACCCUGUCAACUGCAUCAAUGGGCUGUGUGUCAACACCCCUGGCAGCUACCUCUGCAACUGCCCUCAGGACUUUGAGCUGAACCCCACCGGUGUGGGCUGUGUGGAUACUCGUGUUGGGAACUGCUUCCUGGACACCCAGGACCGAGGAGAUGGAGGGAUCUCCUGCAGUGCAGAGAUUGGAGUUGGGGUCACUCGUGCAUCCUGCUGCUGCUCUCUGGGCCGAGCCUGGGGCAACCCCUGUGAGCUGUGUCCUCCAGCCAACACCACUGAGUACAAGACCUUGUGCCCUGGAGGAGAAGGUUUCAGGCCUAACCCCAUCACUGUCAUCUUGGAAGAUAUUGAUGAGUGCCAGGAGCUGCCAGGGCUGUGCCAAGGUGGCAACUGCGUCAACACCUUCGGCAGCUUCCAGUGCGAGUGUCCCCUGGGCUACUACCUCAACGAAGACACAAGGAUCUGUGAAGAUAUUGAUGAGUGCUCUGCCCACAUUGGGAUCUGUGGCCCUGGGACCUGCUACAACACCCUUGGCAACUACACCUGUGUGUGUCCUCCUGAGUACAUGCAGGUCAACGGGGGAAACAACUGCAUGGGUAUGGCAUGACAUUGCUACCGCAACUACAACGACACAUGUGAGAACGAGCUCUCCUUCAACAUGACCAAGAAGAUGUGCUGCUGCUCCUACAACAUUGGCAAGGCCUGGAACAAGCCCUGUGAGCCCUGUCCCACACCAGCCAGCCCGGAGUACCAGAUCCUGUGUGGGAACCAAGCCCCAGGGUUUAUCAUCGAUAUCCACACAGGGAAGCCCAUUGAUAUUGAUGAGUGCAGUGAGAUCCCUGCCAUCUGCACCAACGGGGUCUGCAUCAACCAGAUCGGCAGCUUCAGGUGUGAGUGUCCCAUUGGCUUCAGCUACAACAACAUCCUGCUCAUCUGUGAAGACAUCGACGAGUGCAGCAGUGGGGAGAACCUGUGCCAGCGCAACGCCGACUGCAUCAACAUCCCAGGCAGUUACAGGUGCGAAUGCUCCACUGGAUACAAGCUGUCGCCCAGCGGAGCCUGCGUGG
Acanthisitta chloris (rifleman) is the source of this 4689-nucleotide messenger RNA. RefSeq names its product fibrillin-2-like. The annotation marks the transcript as partial. The record is from RefSeq and is a predicted model, not a curated record. Lineage: Eukaryota; Metazoa; Chordata; Aves; Passeriformes; Acanthisittidae. Gene Ontology annotation, molecular function: calcium ion binding. The transcript has 36 exons.